AUGUGUGCAAGCAACUCCAAUGUCCAGUCGGAAUGUGUAGAAUGUGAAACAAAAAGUGAAUGUGAGGAAUGCUACGACUGUUGUUGCGAUACGUAUGUCGGAGUCGUAUCGACAGAUAUUAUACCAGGAACACGAUGUUCUGCCAAAACUGUUCAUGGCGUGGCAGUGACAAGAUGUUGGAAUACUGUGGUUUCGUCAUUCGAAAGUGCUGAAGUAGAACCAGUGCGCUUGUUGUGUCCUCAACAUCAGUAUUUAUUCUCAAAACACUCUAUAUGCCUUUUCUGCAACUGUUUCUCGAAUACAGAUCGCUUUGGACAAGGAUGGCUGGCUAACUGUAGCACAUCUCCUGCACACCUGACACAUCUUCGUUGUGCAGUGCGUAACUCUGGCGUACUGUUUCUGUCGUGUUCGCAUUGUAAUCAUCCGUGUCUUCCAUCUUUUGAUAUUACUGCUACCCUGGAACAACCUAUUAGUUCCAUUCUAUUUGAAAUAAACAAGGAACCUGUAGUCUCUUGUCUAUUGCGAAUUUCUAAUGAACUUGUUCAAUACUAUCAGGAUAAAAAAGAACCUCGCAGAAUUCUUUGUGCCAUCACAUCAAACCUUGUCAAUAACCGCGGCUUGCAGUCGUAUUUUGCGGAUCUGCUGUUGAUAUUAAGCCAAAAGAAGGAUUUUGAAGUUUUACGUCAACUGAUUCGCUUUUUAAUACAUUGCUAUGAACCUCUAUCUACUGUGUGGUCGGAAGGAGAACUUUUAAUGACAGUUUUGGUAUCCAGUGAAAUCGAGAUCGUGACAGUUUUACGGGAAGCUGGUUGUCCUGUAUUGCCUAAACAUCUGGAUGAAAUGAUCGUAUGCUAUACUCCAACUUUAUUCGAUGCCCUUAUGAUUGAACCGGAGUACGCUUCGACGCUCAUAAAUGAAGAUUUGGUUUCUAAACUCGUUGCGGAGAAGUCCUGGAGCUAUCUGUUAAGAUUACUUCAACAUUUCAACUAUACGGUAGGUGCAGGGAAACAUUCGUUGCUUAUGAAUGAAAAUGCUGUGGAAGAGCUAUGCAAAGAAGCACCGGAAUCUGUUCAGUUUGCAAUGCGACGAACCAGCCAAAUGUCCAGAGCGAUGCUGAUUUCUCAGGGAAAAAAGGUUAUACAUGAAGAUCUUUCAAAUGGUUCGGAACGUUUCCCGGUACGUGUCGUAAACGAUGUUGAUACAGCUAAAAUGAUUGAUUUUGUUUAUACAACAAGAAUAGUGGAUCGUAAUGGAGUGCUGGCAUCAAGAAGGAAUACGGUAGUAACGUUCUGUUGCUGUAGCGGUAUGUGUACGACGGGUUGUGAAUGCAGCAGUGGGAUCUACGAUGAGUACGGGUUUGCCAAGGAAUCUUCGCUAGAAUGGCCGUUCGUAGAGUGCAGCGCGGCCUGUACGUGCAGCCUUCAGUGCGGGAAUCGUGUCGCUCAAAAAGGAGCUACGUAUCCUACCGAGGUGUUUCGUACAUGUGAUGGUAGAGGUUGGGCAGUGAGGGCAUUAAGAAACAUCCGUAAAGGAGCAUUCAUCGGCGAAUACACCGGAGAAUUACUAAGUGAUGCAGAAACUGCAAGACCAGAACGCACGGACACAUAUUUCUUUGAGACAAGAGUGGGUGAACGGUUAUUUACCGUCGACGCUCGUUUAUAUGGCAACUUUACACGAUUUAUAAAUCAUAGUUGCAGGCCGAAUGCUACUGUUGGUAUGGUUGUUUGGGAGGCUCAACUCGAACAAUUAAAUCAUAUCUGCAUAUUUGCCACAGAAAAUAUACCUAAAGGAAAAGAAAUCACUAUAUCCUAUGGGCAAUCGUGGUGGGACGCUAAGCUGCCUCAAUUUUCGUGCCGGUGUGGUCAUGCAAAUUGCGAAUAUUCGGAAGACCGAAGGAAAACUGAACUACAACGGCUGGCCGCUGAAAUGACAGCAGAAUUACAAGCGAGGUACCAGAAAAUUGCCGAUUUCGGGAUUUCUCCUGGAAAAGGGUGCUCCGGCAGCCGCUUCUUUUUCUUUCUCUAUGUCUGUUCCAUGAAAAUGAGUAGCAAGAAAUGGACCGGUUAA
Molecule: messenger RNA, 2067 nt
Organism: Necator americanus (New World hookworm)
Lineage: Eukaryota; Metazoa; Nematoda; Chromadorea; Rhabditida; Ancylostomatidae
Exons: 18
Coding region: 1-2067 (688 amino acids)
Biological process (GO): peptidyl-lysine dimethylation; negative regulation of transcription by RNA polymerase II
Cellular component (GO): nucleus; chromatin
Molecular function (GO): zinc ion binding; p53 binding; histone H3K9 methyltransferase activity
Source: RefSeq, a predicted model, not a curated record